Aspergillus alliaceus is the source of this 2590-nucleotide messenger RNA. Its product is annotated as Zn(II)2Cys6 transcription factor. The coding region runs from base 141 to 2189 and encodes 682 amino acids. Gene Ontology annotation, cellular component: nucleus. The transcript has 3 exons. The record is from RefSeq and is a predicted model, not a curated record. Lineage: Eukaryota; Fungi; Ascomycota; Eurotiomycetes; Eurotiales; Aspergillaceae. Gene Ontology annotation, biological process: regulation of DNA-templated transcription; DNA-templated transcription. Gene Ontology annotation, molecular function: zinc ion binding; DNA binding; DNA-binding transcription factor activity, RNA polymerase II-specific.
UUCAAAACCCAGACCGCCAUCAGCUUUGUUUGUGAAGUGAACAUCUAUUGACAAGCCCCAGUCUGUGAGAACCUCCACUUGGCCAUAAGUGAAAGUCUUUCGUGUGGAGUUGGUUAUACCAGUAGUUCCCCACUGGUACGAUGACUUCAUCGAGCCGUUCCACCGGUAAGAGGUUACCCAUUAGCUGUCAAGCAUGCCGUACGAGGAAGAUACGCUGCGCCCGGGACGGACGCCCAUGCCAAACAUGUGUCCGGCGAGGGUUAGGAGCUGAAGACUGCGUCUACUUAGGCCAGCCUCGUUUAUCGUCAGAGAAUACAUUGAAGGCAGACGCUACUUUGCACAAAGAGUUGCUGGUGCGCAUCCGCAACCUCGAAGACACCUUGCACAAACAGACUGGGUCACACAUAAGCGAUUCCCUUUCACCACAAAUGUCUCCUAGUAUAGCUGGGAGCUUCUCUGAACCUGAAAGUUCCCUCGGCCUCGGCCAAUCUGAGAUCAGGAGCCCUUUGUUGGGCAACUUUGGUACUCUCCAGACCUUUCCUUCAGGCUAUGUACGUUAUGUCCCACUGGCGUCUCAGUGGGGCUCAGGGACCGGAGGUCCAAUGCAAGAAGUCGAUUCCGACAUCCCAGAGGAUGACGAUGAUUUGCAAAUUCCCUUUGCCAAAAACAGCAUUUCCAAAGAAGAGUUACUAACCAUGCUUCCUCCUGGCCGAUAUUGCGAUGCGUUAAAGGAUGUCUACUUCCGAGUAUUUUCUCCUAUGUUCCAUAUUCUACAUGACUUAACGUUUGCAGCUGAAUAUCAGCGGUUCUGUCACGACCCAGGCAGUGUGACCACAGCAUGGAUUGCCCUUUUAUUUAUCAUAUUGGGUAUCGCAGUCACUGCCCUUGAUGACGAUGAUCCAUUGCUAACCGACCUGGGCCGUGAGAAGACGGUUAGCCGUAACAUUAAAGCUUUGUCGUCGCGGUAUCGCUCAGCAGCGCUGCGAUGCUUGGCAGCUGAUGGUGUGUUUUCUCGCCACUCCAUCAAUUCUCUCCAGUGUCUCGUCCUCGUCAACUACGCGCGAAUCAGCCGUGGACUGCCUACGUGGACUUUGUUGGGCUUUACCCAUCAUGUCGCAAUCUCGAUGGGUUGUCAUGUCGACCCGGGACGAUUUGCCUUGGGGCCUAUCGAGCGCGAGGAACGCAGGCGUGCCUGGACCGGAUUCAUGAUACUGUACAUUGGCCAGAACAACACCUUCGGCGGUCCUGAUCAGAGGAUACACUCUCAAGAUGUACAGUUUCCAUUGGAGAUAAACGACGUGGACCUACUCACAGGGGAACUCUCGGAGCCCACAACCCAUCCCACCCAGAUGACCUACCUCUUGCUCGACUACCAGUUAGCCAAAAUCUCUUCAAUGAUCUGCGAAACCCUCUUCACAUUCAUGCCAAAAUUCAGCGUCCCCCAGAUCGAGACUGAGAUAUUGACUAUCCACGAAACCUGCGAUAAACGAUACCAGCUCGACGCCAGCAGCGAAACCCCCCCAACCCACCACCUAGCCAACCUAAACAUCUUAUACGGUCACCUCCACCAGCUAUUCCUCCUCGUCCUCCGACCUAAUCUAUGCCGCUACCUCCAAGGCGAAGUCACAGCCGAGACGUGCGCCGCAAGAGCCAAAUGCGCAGCAUCGGCCAAGGCAACCCUAGCAAUCUACCAGUCCCUCCACGACCUGCCCCAAUACUCCACAUACAAAUGGUACAACAGCGGACUGGGAAGCUUCCACGCAUUCCACGCUGCCGUCGUCCUCUGCGCCAUUCUCAUGCACCCAGAUAGCCAGUUUGAAUCAACCGAGAUCCACGACCUCCUCUGGCGAUCCCUCGAAACCCUCGCGGCUCUCUCAAACCGCAGCAACUUCUGCAGUAAAGCCGUGCCCGUUCUCCGCCAGCUUCUAGAUCUAGCCAUUACCCGGACCCAACAGCAACAGCCACAACAGCAGUCAUUAGGAGCACCCAUAGGCAUGGCCAUCCCAACCUCAUCCCCAACCCCAUUCAUCCAACCCUACCUCUCCCCUUCGAUAGAAUACAUGCCAGAACCAUUAUUCUCGCAACUUCGACCCCAGAACUGGGUGAGUCCGUCUUCUGUCCAAUGGGACGGAUGGAACUUCCUCGCCCAGGAGCAAAGGCAUCACCCGCGCCAGUCUGGACUGGGGUGAAUUUUAUGGCUAGGCCCGCUUUUCAUCUGUCUUUUGUCUUAACUGCAGACAUCAUGGAUGUCGUAUAGACUAUGCUAUUCCCGGUUAGAGGGAUGGGUCUUUGGUCGUGCGAUAGCGAUUGGGAGUGUCCAGUUUGGCAGUCUAGCUAUACUCUGCAGAGAAAAGCUAGAGCGAGGUCACUGGCGGCAUAUCGGAGUUGAUCCGAUGGUAAGACUACGUAUACGAGCUUGAUGUCAUGAAUGAUUGCGGGGAUCGCUUGCAAGAGCCGCCCAGGUGGUUCUUCUUACCCCGCAUCUAAUUACGAAUCUGGACUCAUUCCACGCUUUAUGUGGGGGUAUAUUUACCGGGGGAUGAUUUUACGAAAGGUGAUCUAGACCUUCGUCUUUAUUCAUAUCAUCCAA